AUGAAACACAAAAGAAAACUUCGUUUAAUUUUUCGUUAUUUGCCCAGACGUUUAUUAUAUACUUUUAUUUAUGCUGUAUUUAUUGUUUUUCUAAUAUAUUUCUACAAAACAGUUACUGUUGAACGUGUGAAAAUUAAAGAAAAUUCUCAAAAAUUUGCAGCUGAUGGUGUUGAUCCUUUUUUGUCUUAUAGAUCUCUUCCAAAGAAGGAUUGGCUAGAUAAAAGUUUUUAUGAAAAGGAGCAGAAAAGGGAAGGAAAUGGGGAGGUUGGCAAAGGAUUUGUUGUUAAAAAAGAAAAUAAUCAGACUUUGGAAAAAAUUUUGGAUACUCUAUACCGUGCAAAUGGAUAUAAUGCCUAUGUCAGUGACCAUAUUGCAUUGGAUAGAAGUGUUAAAGAUAUUAGACAUCCUGGAUGUAAAACAAAAAUUUAUAUUGAAAGACUUCCUUCUGUUUCGGUUAUUUUGCCUUUUCAUGAUGAACAUUAUUCAACAUUGUUGAGAAGUGGAUAUUCGAUAAUUAAUAGAUCACCUUCUGAUGUUCUUAAAGAAAUUAUUUUUGUGGAUGAUUCUAGUACAAAACCAGAAUUGAAAGAACCUUUUGAACAACAUUGGAAAGCUAAAAGUUUGGAUAAUAUUGUGAAAGUUGUUAGAACAAGUAAAAGAGAAGGCUUAAUUCGUGCCCGGGCUAUAGGUGCUCGUGCUGCUAAUGCUGAAAUUAUUAUUUUUUUGGAUGCCCAUUCUGAAGCUAAUUAUAAUUGGUUACCUCCAUUAAUUGAACCGAUUGCUUUAAAUUAUAGAACUGUUGUUUGUCCUUUUGUGGAUGUAAUUGAUUGUGAUACUUAUGAAUAUAGAGCACAGGAUGAAGGAGCGAGAGGUUCAUUCGAUUGGGAAUUUAAUUAUAAACGUCUACCAUUAACUGAAGAAGAUUUAAAAUCGCCAACAAAACCAUUUAAGAGUCCAGUAAUGGCUGGUGGUUAUUUUGCAAUAAGUACAAAAUGGUUUUGGGAAUUGGGAGGUUAUGAUGAAGGUUUGGAUAUUUGGGGAGGAGAACAAUAUGAAUUAAGUUUUAAAAUUUGGCAAUGUCAUGGACAAUUAGUAGAUGCUCCCUGUUCUCGUGUUGGGCAUAUUUAUAGAUGCAAAUAUAUUCCCUUUCCUAAUCCAGGUGUUGGAGAUUUUAUUUCAAGAAAUUAUCGUCGUGUAGCAGAAGUUUGGAUGGAUGAAUAUAAAAAACAUUUAUAUAAAAGAAGACCGGCAUUGGAAACGGCAGAUGAAGGUGAUUUAACUAAACAAAAAGCAGUUAGAGAAAGACUUAAAUGUAAAUCCUUUGAUUGGUUUAUGAAGGAAAUUGCUUUUGAUCAAGAAUAUUUUUACCCAGCUGUAGAACCCCCAGAUGGAGCUAACGGAGAAUUAAAGAAUUUAGCAGCCAAAAAAUGUGUGGAUACUGGAUAUGAAGGGACUGGUUCUAAAUUGAAAUUGGAAAAGUGUAAAAGUGAAGAUAGUUCUGUUAGAGGAGAACAGGAUUUCCGUUUCUCUUUUUGGGAAGAUAUUCGACCUAAAGGAAGAAAUUUGUGUUUUGACGUUGCCCAAAAUCAACCAAAAGCCUCCAUUACAUUGUUUGCUUGUCACGGAAUGAAAGGAAAUCAGCAUUUUAAAUAUCAACCAAAAAAUAAACAAUUAAUUCAUGUAUUAACAUCUUUAUGUUUGGAUUGUGAUUCUUCUACAGGAGAAGUUUUUAUGAAUCCUUGUAGUCCUAAUUCAGAAUCACAAAAAUGGGAAUGGGGAAAUUUAUAUGAAAAUAUAUUGACUGAAUGGGAAUUAAAAAAAGAAAAAAAGGGGAAGAAAAAUUAAAUUUAAAAAAUAUGUUGUUUUUAUUGUGAAAUUACCUUCUUUAAAAAGCAAUAUUAUUAGGGUUGCCGUUUUCGGUUCGAGCUGACGUUCGGUGCAUUUUUCCGAGCCUGGUUUAUUUUCGUUUCGUUUUCGAGCUUUUCGCGCUGAAAAGCCUCGGAUCGCUCGAUCUUUCGUGUUUCGGUUCGUGCGAGCUGGCAACCCUAUUUAUUAUAUCUAAACCUUUUCUCUCUUUAUUCCUUCGCUUGUAUAGCUCAAUUUUAAGAUUCUAUAAAUAUUUAUUAUCAAAAAACUUUAAUUGCUUAAAUCUUUCCAAGCAU
Meloidogyne enterolobii is the source of this 2162-nucleotide messenger RNA. NCBI's taxonomy places the organism in Eukaryota, Metazoa, Nematoda, Chromadorea, Rhabditida, Meloidogynidae. The record is from the annotation of a GenBank genome assembly.